This is a messenger RNA of Callithrix jacchus (white-tufted-ear marmoset), 3417 nucleotides long. Lineage: Eukaryota; Metazoa; Chordata; Mammalia; Primates; Cebidae. The record is from RefSeq and is a predicted model, not a curated record.
CACGGAGAAUGGGGUAUGCAUUCCCUCAAGCGUUUGUCCUUUGCGUUACAAGCAAACCAAUCAUGCUCUGUAUGUUCGGUAGAAAGUCCCGCCAUCUUUCCCCCAGGUUUCUUGCCCACCCCCCAGGCUUCCUGCUGCCCUGAGAAAAGCCCGCCAAGCCUGCUCUGUUCUGCCCAGCAACAACAAGCAGCCAAUCAUCGCAGCAGGAAAGCCCACCAAGCCUCAGCCUAUCCUGAACUGACACGUAACCCUCUGAGCCACCUCAGCAGUCUGCCCAGAGACGGGCAGCCUAUCCUAAGCUCCUACGACACUCCGCCAGCCCUGUGUCCACGCCCCGUCCACCCCCCUAUAAAACCCUCCUACCCCAGCUGCGCAGUCGCAGCCAGCCCCGAUCUCCUUCCUUUCCUGGCCUGCCCGCUGGUCCCAAUAAACCUGAACUCGGCUUCCAACUCUCGAGCUGUUAUUUGGGGUCGGGUACCGGGCAGGGGUCUACAAGGGGGUCGCACAUAUGGUGCCGAAACCCGGGACGGAGGGUCGCUAGCCCCCCCUAGCGACCCCCUCCCUCCAGCGACCUCCCCAGCCCUCCUCCAAUUCGGCCUCAGCACUCCGGACCAGGCUGGAUUGAAGCUUACCCCACAGCCUCUGAGUCUGCCGGGACAGUAGCCACUCAUCUCAUUCAAGACAUCAUCCCACGCUUUGGACUCCCGGCUACCAUACAGUCAGACAACGGCCCAGCCUUUAUCUCCAAAGUCACUAAUGCCGUUUCUACCUCUUUAGGAAUUCAGUGGAAGCUACACGCCGCCUACCAUCCUCAGUCCUCUGGUAAGGUGGAACGGGCCAAUGGCCUAAUAAAGGAGCAUCUGACCAAGCUCAUGCUUGAGCUCCGCCAAUCCUGGGUAACCUUGCUUCCUAUCGCCCUCACCAGGUUGAGAGCAAGCCCCCGGGGGCCAUCACAGCUUAGCCCGUUUGAGCUGCCGUACGGUCGCCCCUUCCUACUUUCAACUCCCCCACCACCAGAGACCACUCCUCUAGACAGCUACCUCCCCUACUUUACUCUCCUUCGCAGCCUUCUCCGAGAACACGCCAACGCUUCUCUUCCCCAACCCACCCAGCCAUCUGAAAAUACACAGAAAGUCUCCCCCGGGGACUCAGUUCUUAUCAGGUCCCUCUCCCCAAAGCCCCUCGCCCCCAAGUGGGAAGGACCAUACACAGUCCUCCUUACCACUCUAUCAGCUAUAAGAGUUGCUGAAAUCCCAUCUUGGGUCCACCUGUCUCAGGUAAAAAAGGCCCCUCAUGGACCCUCCUUAUGCUGGAAGGCUGUUCCUACUGGCCCUUUAUCUGUCAAACUUACCAGGGCCUAGCAGCCACACCCCCUACAGAUGGAGAUUCUUCCUAACUGAAAACUAUACCAAAACCACCUUCAUCUGUAAUACCCCUCCAUACAGCCACAACCAUCUUCUUGCAACUUCCGACUGCCCCGCAGCCGGAUGCCAAAGGGCCAUAUAUCUGAACUUCACCAAAUUCCAUAACAUCCAUACUGAUAUACCUCUCAUGUGCUUCAACCAUGACCAACCAUCAGGAGCAUGCAAUAAUACUCCUUGGCGCUCCUGCAUGGGAUGUACUUGGAUGAACUGUCGACUACAUAUAGCCGUCAAGUCCACAGUACCUGCCCGAUCUCAGCUCAAAAUCAUCCCAGACAUAGAUGGAGAAGGAAACACCAUUAUCGGUUCUACACGGUAUUCCAUUCUCAUACCUGAUCCCUGGGACAACCGGUGGAAAAGCCCCCAGAAAGCUGCCGUGUAUGACCACAUAGAUACCAAAUAUCCCUCUUCCCACCUGUACAUCUGGCGAGCAUACGUACGUACAGUCCACCAAGUCCACUCUGAUAUUAGCCUACAAGAAAAAUCUCUGAAUGACCAAUUGCAACCACAUUCGUCUCCGUUUUCCUGGUUAACAUUUCUCCAAGAAGGAAUCAAGUUAGCUAACCUCUCAGGACUAACUGACCUAACUUCAUGCCUCAUGUGUGCCUUCUUAGGACAGACUCCCUUCGUUGCAGUCCCUUACCCCAUCCCUCUCAACCUUUUAGCCUCAACUUCUUCCUUCUCCCCCGUCAGGGAAGUCGAUCUCUACACUCCACCUGAUUUUGAACAGCUACCUGUGUGCUAUUCCCUAGGCCAAAACUUCCCUAGCUGUAACAGAACUAUACUGGUAACCACUAAUAUAACAGCCCCACGAGGAACGUUUUUUUGGUGUAACAGGACCUUAACAAAAACUCUCUACAUUGGCCUUUCCUCAUCUCUUUUAUGCCUCCCAGUAACCCUAGUCCCUCGACUCACUAUAUAUUCUUCAGCCGAAUUCCAGAUGCUGCAAGCUCCCCAUCGCCGCACCCGACAAGCUGCCUUCCUACCCAUUGCCGUUGGAGUCUCCCUUGCUGGUUCAGCACUUGCAGCAGGAUUAGGGGGAGGGGCACUAGUCCACUCUCACCUGGCCAUAGCCCGACUGACCUCACAACUCCAAGCCGCUAUUGAUGACUCUACUGAGUCUUUAGCAUCACUCCAACUACAGAUCACCUCAGUUGCCCAAGUUGCCUUGCAGAACCGAAGAGCCCUAGACCUGCUCACUGCUGAACGAGGAGGGACCUGUGUCUUCCUACAAGAAGAGUGCUGUUACUACAUCAAUGAAUCCGGCCUAGUAGAAACCCGAAUCGAGAGCCUCCAGAAACUCAAAACUAACCUGCAGAGUCAGAAGUUCUCGGCUGAAGCCACAGCGUGUUCAUACAGCGGCUCUUUCAAGAACUGACUCGAGUCACCAUCCACCAGAUGCUGCUCCAACCCCACCCUGAACGAGUGCAAGAAACAGACCUCUCCCUGAACAUCCAGGCUCCUUAAGAAAAGAGACCUCUUCAGAACCCCCCGUGGACCGUUGUCAGCAGGAAGUAGCCAGAUCGAUUCCGCCGCCCUUUUUCCUUUUUAAGGAGUCGGGAAUGUUCGGUAGAAAGUCCUGCCAUCUUUCCCCCAGGUUUCUUGCCCCCUCCCCCCAGGCUUCCUGCUGCCCUGAGAAAAGCCCGCCAAGCCUGCUCUGUUCUGCCCAGCAACAACAAGCAGCCAAUCAUCGCAGCAGGAAAGCCCGCCAAGCCUCGGCCUAUCCUGAACCGACACGUAACCCUCUGAGCCACCUCAGCAGUCUGCCCAGAGACGGACAGCCUAUCCUAAGCUCCUACGACACUCCGCCAGCCCUGUGUCCACGCCCCGUCCACCCCCCUAUAAAACCCUCCUACCCCAGCUGCGCAGUCGCAGCCAGCCCCCGAUCUCCUUCCUUUCCUGGCCUGCCCGCUGGUCCCAAUAAACCUGAAUUCGGCUUCCAACUCUCGAGCUGUUAUUUGGGGUCGGGUACCGGGCAGGGGUCUACAAGGGGGUC